Molecule: messenger RNA, 1793 nt
Organism: Daphnia carinata
Lineage: Eukaryota; Metazoa; Arthropoda; Branchiopoda; Diplostraca; Daphniidae
Exons: 4
Coding region: 102-1559 (485 amino acids)
Biological process (GO): protein peptidyl-prolyl isomerization
Molecular function (GO): peptidyl-prolyl cis-trans isomerase activity
Source: RefSeq, a predicted model, not a curated record
AUCCAACAAGUUGUCAUGUAAAGAUAAAAAUGAUUAGAAGAAGAUAAUAGCCAAGUUUUCUCAACCUUUUUUUAUUCGCGUCCCUCGCAAUUUAUCCUCAAAUGGCUUGCAAAUCAAUUAGUGAUGACGAAGAAAAAGAUUUUUUGGUUUGCGGCAUAUGCAUGGAGUACUAUGAUACCGACGAUCGCACACCAAAAAUGCUAGAAUGUUUUCAUUCGUGCUGUGUCACAUGUUUAAAGUUGCAAGCUGUAACCUCACUCGUUACAUGUCCAUAUUGCCGUAAUGUGACUAAAAUAAAAAAUGGAGUGGAUAAUAUGACAAGUAACUUUUACAUUAUGCCUAAAAUUCAAAAAAUGGUGGCCCAAAGGAAAACCAUUGAACAAAUGCUAGCAGAUACAAAGAACAACUGGGCUGAUUCAAUUGCAAAGCGUCGUGAUGUACAGUUAAAGCUGUUAAUGGUUCAAGAUGCUUUGAAACUGAUAGAGAAUAUCAUUUCCCGAAAGGAAGAAGAUAACAAUGAAAAGAUUGCAAUAUUGCAGUCUCUGUUAGAAGAUCCAUUUUGUAAGCAGGAUUUAGAGGAACUCCUAGCUUCAUAUUCCAAGUGUGAGGCUGAUCAUAAAUAUUCUAAAGAAGAACUUGAUGCAGCUGAAAGUCUUGGAAAAAGCUUAUCUGAUAUAGAGAAUUUUAUGUGCUGCCUAACAUUGAAAAAGAAGAAUGAUGGGACUAACUACAGUGUCAAAGCUUUGGAGAAAAAGAUUCUAGCUUUCAAUAACAAAUCUCCUCAUGGGCCUCGUAUUGGCUCAUAUCAUUCGGUUUUGACUUUUAUACUGUUUCAAAUGAGGGAAGAAAAGCUCUGGGAAGAAGCAGCUCAAAAUGAGGAAAGAUAUCAAGCAUGCGAAGCGGAGGAACCAACGAACGGUAAACCUAGCAAGCAGAAAGCAUCCUUCAUACCGUCACAUCUGAGAUUCAUUGGGGACUCUUCUGACGAUGAUUGGUCAACCACCGAAACAGAAUCGUCUUCCGGGCAAAAGCACAAUAUGUGCUAUAUGCAAUUUAAAAUAAACAAUAUUAUCCAGCCAAAAGUAGUUUUUCGCCUCAACUUUGAUGAGGCUCCCAUGAUGAGUAAGCGCUUCAUGGAUUACUGCAAGGGUACCACAGGGUUGUCUUACAAGUCCUGUCCUGUAUUUAUGAAUAAAGAUGGGGAAUCCUUUACUGCUGGGAAGUCCGAAGAUUUGGUUACUGUGUUGGACGAUAGCGGAUGUGCUAGUUCGUUGACUAAUGGGUGGUGUGAUGGUAAAUCUCAGCGUUUCGUAGCCGAUCAUUCUACCUUAGACGAGGUUAAAGGUGCACUGCGUAUGCGUCAUCGCGGGAGAACCGGAGAAGGGGUGUACGUCUGCUCAGAAUUCUCCGUUAUCUGCUGUGACCAUCCCAAUAGCAGCCAGAUGACCACAGUCUUUGGCUACGUUCAUAGAGGCAUCGAGACAUGCCAGAAUAUAAGUCGUCUUAAUCUUAACCAAAACAGGGUCGUCAUUCACUCUUGUGGAGUUGAAUUGGGCUGAAUAGACUCGACACAGAAAAAUCUAACAUUUUCAUGCAUAUCCCUUACACUAAUACAAGACCCCGUACACUAAUGAUGAUACAAGAUACUACCCACAAUACGCGGGGAAAUCUGCAAUGAUUUGGUGAACAUGUAGGGUCGUUAAUAGAGAGAAAAGUAAUAUUACCAAAGUGUUAAACUUGUAUUGUUUUUGACCAAACAACUGGCUGUUGGAAUAAUAUACAGUUAGCCAUCA